Molecule: messenger RNA, 4213 nt
Organism: Magallana angulata
Lineage: Eukaryota; Metazoa; Mollusca; Bivalvia; Ostreida; Ostreidae
Product: helicase SKI2W-like
Exons: 24
Coding region: 118-3822 (1234 amino acids)
Biological process (GO): nuclear-transcribed mRNA catabolic process, 3'-5' exonucleolytic nonsense-mediated decay
Cellular component (GO): Ski complex
Molecular function (GO): RNA helicase activity; ATP binding; RNA binding
Source: RefSeq, a predicted model, not a curated record
CAUUUGUAUACCAAACCCGACCUAAUUUAGACCGAAGAGAAAAAUAGGGAGGAUAAUUGAGUGUCCUUGCAGUGGGUCAGGGUCCAUAUCCUCUGUUAGUCCGCUCUAAAUAUAACCAUGGACCUCAAGGGACUAGGAGUGGACUUUGAUUUGGCUGAAGUUGGUUGUCAAGGAAAGUUUGUACCAGUUCCAAAAAGAAAGAACAAUGAAGGUUUUCCCAGGAAAACACUCCCCGCGGGUCUGCCACCCAUCCUGCCGUCCUGGGGGGAAGAGCUUGAGGACUAUCUGACCUGUAUAGAGCAGGUGCCCGUCCAUGACCUCAACAGUGCACAAAGAUUCUGGCCAAGAGAACCACACCCGGAGAACCUGUAUCAUGCGGAAGUGUCUGGAGUUCAAACCACGAUCCAGGUGGAUAGAAACCCCACCACUGGGGAAUUGCUAGGAUACAAGGAGGAAUAUCUGGAGAGUACAUCCGAGGGUAAAACUUCUCUAUCCCUCAGGAGACCCCCGGGCCCUGCCGGUCAGGAUGUCAGGGGGAGCAGUGCCAACUUCCCCUUUCUGCCUGGUGGUAUGGAAGAAGUAGAGACCAUGCUCUCUGAAGACAAGACAGAAUUUUUGGAUUUUGAAAAAGAUUUGUUAUCAGUGGCACCAGGUAUGAUGAAGGGUAUGACCUUUAAUGACCUUGACAUUGCACCCAAACAGAAGGAACCCACUUUGUUGAAUCUAGCCGACCUGAUGUCUGCUGCUGAUCUUGAUGAAUUUAACCUUGGAGAUGAUGAGGACGAAGGGGAAUCCAAGAAUGAAGACCAUGAUCAAGGUCAUAUCCUCAGUGAGGUCAAACUGGAAAAAAGUGAAAGUCUGGAAAACCUUGUAAAGAUUGAUGAAGACAGGGAGACUGAGCGAGGGGUGAGGGUGGGGGGUGAGGGGAGGCAGGAGGAGUGGGCUGUCAAGGUGGAUGUGGACCACCCUGUGGCAGACUUCCACCAGAGGAUCCCAGACAUGGCCUACAAGUGGGAGUUUGAGUUGGACGUGUUCCAGAAGCAAGCCAUCCUUCACCUGGAAAACCACGAGAGUGUGUUUGUUGCGGCCCACACCUCUGCUGGAAAAACUGUGGUAGCCGAGUACGCCAUUGCCCUCUCCAUGAAGCACAUGACCAGGACAGUGUACACGUCCCCUAUCAAGGCUCUGUCCAAUCAGAAAUACAGAGAAUUCAAGCAGACUUUUGGAGAGGUGGGACUAAUUACAGGAGAUGUCCAGAUUAACCAGACCGCAUCCUGUCUCAUCAUGACCACAGAAAUUCUCAGGUCAAUGCUGUACAAUGGAUCGGAUGUUAUAAGAGAUCUAGAGUGGGUGAUCUUUGAUGAGGUCCAUUACAUUAAUGAUGCAGAGAGAGGUGUGGUGUGGGAGGAGGUACUCAUCAUGUUACCGCAGCACGUCAAUAUUAUCCUUCUGAGUGCGACUGUACCCAACACACUCGAGUUUGCAGACUGGAUUGGGCGGACUAAGAAGAAGAAGAUCUUUGUGAUCUCCACCCUGAAGCGGCCCAUUCCUCUGGAGCACCACUUGUACACCGGCACCACCGGCAAGACCAGCAAUGAACUGUUCCUCAUCGUGGACGGCAAGAAAAACUUCCUCACCAGUGGAUACAAUAAGGCACUGGAGGCAAAGAAAGAAAAAAGCAAGUCUUCACAAGGGUUUGGACCCAAAGGAACAAGGGGAGGUCACCCGAAUAAGGACAAGAAUAUCUGGAUAUCGGUGAUUGACAUGCUCAAAAAGAAGGAUAAACUACCGGCUGUGGCGUUCACAUUUUCUAAGAAGAAGAUUGAUGAGAAUGCUCAGAACUUGCUGAGUAAGGACCUGACGACGGCCAGCGAGAAGAGCGAGAUUCACAUCUUCUUCCACAGCGCUAUAAAGAAGCUGAAGCCGCCCGACCAAAAGCUACCACAGGUUCUACAAAUGGAGUCCCUCCUGAAGAAUGGUAUAGGAGUGCACCACAGUGGAAUACUGCCCAUCCUUAAGGAAGUGGUGGAGAUGCUGUUCCAGAGAGCUCUAGUCAAAAUUCUCUUUUCCACUGAGACGUUUGCGAUGGGAGUUAACAUGCCGGCCCGUACUGUGGUGUUUGACAGCAUCAGAAAAAACGACGGGACAUGUUUCCGGGACCUGCUGCCCGGGGAGUACAUCCAGAUGGCAGGUCGGGCCGGGCGGCGAGGGCUGGACACCACCGGCACAGUCAUCAUCCUGUGUAAGGGCGACGUACCGGAGAUGUCCGACCUACACAAAAUGAUGCUGGGGAAGCCCACCAAGUUGGAGUCACAGUUCCGGCUGACUUACUCCAUGAUCCUGAAUCUGCUGCGCGUGGAACAGCUGAGGGUGGAGGACAUGAUGAAGCGGAGUUUCUCCGAGUUCCACCACCAGAAGGAUGUCAGCAAACACAAGGUCACCAUCGACCAGCUCCACAAACAGAUCGCGCAGAUCCGUCCAAUAGAGUGCUACCUCUGCUCUGUGGACCUGGAGAAGUACCAUGAGAGCUGUAGAGAUUACCAGUGCCUAAGGAGGAAAUUACAGGAGGUAGUGUUGUCUCAUCCUGCAGCCAUAAAAGCCCUAACAGCAGGAAGAGUCAUUGUCAUUAGCAAUAGUUUCCAUAGCAACCAACUGGGGAUCAUUUUGAACUCUACAAUGGCAGCUAACAAUGAGCGGGUUUUCACUUGUCUUGUAUUGUGUGAUAAAAAUAAAUCUGUGAAAUCACAAACAGAGAAAGUGCCAGGCAGUGAGGAGGUCACUCCUGUCACAAAUACAGACCUCUUUUUGCCUGAGGCCCCGUGUGGCCAUGACCUUGUACAGGUCAAGGCCAAGGACAUCAGUAUGGUGACAGUGAAGAGUAUACGUGUGGAGGCCAACAAAAUAAUGGACGACAUCAAGAAACGACAGAUGCCCAGAUUCAAAGAUGACCCUCCUGGUAAAUCUGUCACAACUGCUACCCAGGAAUUGCUACGCAUGGUUGAAUCCAACAUCCACGGUCUGGCGGGGCUGGACCCGGUCAAGGACCUUCACCUUCGUGACAUUGACCUUGUGGAGCAGUUCAGGUCUCUACAACUGAUAGAGGACAGCUUUAGGGGCUACCAGUGUAUCAACUGCCCACACUUCACUGAACAUUUUAGAGAACAUGACAGAAAUGUGAAACUGAAGGAGGAGUACAAGCACUUGAAGUUCUUGUUGUCAGACGAAAGUCUGAUGCUCCUGCCGGAGUAUGAACAGCGGGUCCAGGUUUUGAAGCACCUGAAUUACAUAGAUGAGAACAAUGCUGUGCAGUUGAAGGGUCGAGUUGCCUGUGAGAUAAGCAACCACGAGAUCAUGAUCACGGAGCUGGUGUUUGAGAACAUCCUGACCAAGCUCCACCCCACUGAAAUCGCGGCCCUUCUCUCCUGUGUUGUGUUUGAACAGAAGAAUUGUAGCGAGCCCAAACUUGCUCCAGAACUUGUCAAGGGAAAAGACUCCAUACUGUUCAUUGCUCAGAAGAUCACUGCCCACCAGCGGCGAUGUGGAAUGAACCUAGUUGGAGACUACGAGGACGAGUUUAAGUUUGGCCUAAUGGAGGUUGUGUUUGAAUGGGCUCGGGGUCUGCCCUUUGCCGAGAUCACGGGUUUGACUGAUGUACAGGAGGGAAUCAUAGUGAGAUGUAUUCAGAGAUUGCACGAGACGUUGCGAGAUGUCAGGAAUGCGGCUCGUAUCAUAGGCGACCCUGUCCUGUAUCGUAAGAUGGAAGAGGCCUCACAGAUGAUCAAACGAGACAUUGUAUUUGCAGCAUCGCUCUACACGCAAUAAACAUUGACAUUGCUUUGCAAUUUUUAUCUUUUGUGUCCUUUUUUUUCACUAAAAGUGGAAUAUGUGCAUUUACCGGUAGGUGUCAUCAUCAGUCUGUUCAUCGGUUACUGGUAGUGCGAUUUCACCUAAUGCUGCGUUAAAGACAAAUGUGUUUAUGAUUUUUCAAAGGCUGCCUAUUUAGAAUGCAUUCAGCAUUAUAAAAAAAAUUUCAAAUUACAAUUGACUGUACAAAACUUUUGUAAAACAAAUCCCUUUCCACUUCAUUUUAAAACAAAGAAUAUUCAAUGUGAAUACAAAGAAUCUGUUGUAGAAAGAAAGAAGCACUCUAUUUUCAUAAUAUGAUCAACAUGUCUUGGAUGACUCAAAUAGAUUAUUAAAAAUAAAGAAGAGA